AUGACUUGCCAAGCGUUUGCUUCAUCCGACAAUUUUGUACCCUUGAAUUCUGACUCUUCUCCCUCCCUGCCUCUGAUAAUGCAUCACAGCGCAGCAGAGUGCCUGCCCGUUUCUAACCAUGCGACCAGUGUUGUCUCCACAGUCCCGUCUGUUUUGUCUUUGAUACAAACUCCUAAAUGUUCCCAACUCCAUUUUGCUGUGAUGACUUCGGGAAACGUGUCAGCAGGACUUCACUACUCUGUGCCCUCCUGUCACUAUGGAAAUCAACCCUCUACCUAUGGGGUAAUGACAGGUAGCCUGACUCCUUGCCUUUAUAAGUUCCCUGAGCAUGCCCUGAGUGCCAGCUCUUGUGCCCUGGGCCACAGCUUCACACCCAUGCACCAGACCCUCCUCAGUGAUGAUUCCACAGCUUCAGACUUCAAGCAGGAAUUCCGCAGGAAAAGCAAGUCUGUGGAAGAGCCCGUCGACAUGGAUUCCCCUGAAAUCAGGGAACUGGAGAAAUUUGCUAAUGAAUUCAAACUGCGGAGAAUUAAACUCGGUUAUACACAAACCAACGUUGGUGAAGCACUGGCUGCUGUGCACGGCUCCGAAUUCAGUCAAACUACCAUUUGCCGCUUUGAGAACUUGCAGCUGAGCUUUAAGAAUGCAUGCAAACUGAAAUCAAUACUGUCCAAGUGGCUGGAAGAAGCAGAACAAGUGGGAGCUUUAUACAAUGAAAAAGUUGGCGUGAACGAGAGGAAGAGGAAGCGCAGAACCACCAUAAGUAUUGCUGCCAAAGAAGCCCUGGAGAGGCACUUUGGAGAACAAAGCAAACCUUCUUCUCAGGAAAUCAUGAGGAUGGCUGAGGGGCUUAAUCUUGAGAAAGAAGUUGUGAGAGUUUGGUUUUGCAACAGAAGACAAAGGGAAAAAAGAGUGAAGACAAGUCUGCAUCAGAAUGCCUUUAGUUCUAUUAUCAAGGAGCACCACGAGUGCCGGUAA
Molecule: messenger RNA, 978 nt
Organism: Lagopus leucura (white-tailed ptarmigan)
Lineage: Eukaryota; Metazoa; Chordata; Aves; Galliformes; Phasianidae
Gene: POU1F1
Product: POU class 1 homeobox 1
Exons: 6
Coding region: 1-978 (325 amino acids)
Biological process (GO): regulation of transcription by RNA polymerase II
Molecular function (GO): DNA-binding transcription factor activity, RNA polymerase II-specific; RNA polymerase II cis-regulatory region sequence-specific DNA binding
Source: RefSeq, a predicted model, not a curated record